UGUAUUUUUUGUAUUUUCUGUGAAUAUUCUUGUAUUUUCCAUUUAUUAUUUUAUUCUGUAUUUUUUAUUUUUUUUGUGUUUUCUAUGAAUAUUUUUUUGUAUUUUACUUAUAUUUUUUUAUUUUUUGAUUCUUGCCUUUUUUGUGUUUUCCGGUCUUUUGUAUUUUUGUGUGUUAGUGUUUUCUGGUAUUUUUUGUAUUUUUUUGUGUUUUUUAAUUUUUGUGUUUUUUUUUGUAUUUUUAUGUAUUUUCCCGUGUAUUUUCUGUGUUUUUGUAUUUUUUGUGUUUUCUGGUAUUUUUUGUAUUUUGUGUAUUUUUUGUGUUUUUGUUUUUUUAUUUUUGUGUUUUUUUAUAUUUUCGGUGUUAUUUUGUAUUUUUGUCUUUUCGUAUUUUUUGUAUUCUUUUUAUAUUUUUGUGUUUUUGUGUAUUUUUUUGUAUUUUCCCUUAUAUUUUUUUAUUUUAAAAAUAUUUUCGUAUUUUUAGGAAUCUCACCUAUUUACUAAUUUAUUAUUUUUUAUUUCUCUCGUAAAGGGCAAAAAUUGGAGGUGAAAUAACCACUACCACCACAAAUCACCAAUUCAUUCCAAAAUUUUUAUAUUCGUCAAAUAUUUUAAAUUAAAAAAAAAUAAUUUAUUUAAAGGAAUGCGUCAUUUAAAAUAACCUUUUUUAAAAAAAUAUUUUUUCAAUUUUUAAUUCCUUAAAUUAGUAAAUACAUGCCCAUCUGCCUUUAAAUACAUCAACCCUCCUGUUUUGUUUUUAUCAUUUAAUAUACCUAAUAUGAUAAAAUUAAGUAGGGUUCAGCCAUUGUUUUGGGGAUGGUUGUUUAUGGGGGACGAUGGGAGCAGUGCUGUCCAGAGGUGAGCGCAAGAGACAAUCUCAAAAGACGCAAAACGCAACGCCAAAAUUUGUUGCAAAAAACGCAAUGCGCUCACCCCUGGUGCUGUCCUUAACUGUGGAUUGGGUGAAAUUGCGUGUUUUUUUUGACUUGCGGCUUGGAUUUGCGGAUUUUAGAACUAAAAUCCAAGUCUUUCCUCACUAUCUUAUCCUCUCUCCUUAACUCUCCGUCCUCUUCCCUUCCCUUCCUUUUCUCUCCCAGCCCUGUUCUCUUCCCUCACUUCCUUCCUUAACUCCCGUUCCUUUCCCUCCCAGCCUUUUCCACUCUCCGGCCUCUUCCCUUCCCUCACAAAAACCCCUCUCAUCCCUUCCCCGGGCCCUUCCCUUCCAUAACACCCUCCUCUUACUCCUCCUCCUCGUCCCUUCCCUCACAAAAACCCCUUCCGAUCCCCUCCCCGGACUCUUCAUUUCCAUAACACACUCCUAUUUCUCCCCCUCUCCCUUCCUUCCCAAAAACUCACAUCCCCUCUUUGUCCACUUUCAUCCCUUACAAAUAGCACCCUACUCUUCCUCCCCCUCUCCCUUCCUCUUCCUCCCCCCUCCCCUCCUCUUCU
Messenger RNA from Meloidogyne enterolobii, 1446 nucleotides. The record is from the annotation of a GenBank genome assembly. NCBI's taxonomy places the organism in Eukaryota, Metazoa, Nematoda, Chromadorea, Rhabditida, Meloidogynidae.